UGGCCGAUAGAAUUUUUCAUUGCAUAUAAACUUUUUUCUCAGCGACCAAGUGUAGAUUUUGAAACAUUCAUUUUGUAGUGGGUAUUUGAGGUUUUGAGUAUUGAGAUUUCAAGAAUGUCAUCAGGUGUCACGAAUAUGUCCCAAAAUGGGAGUAAGAAGAGUUUUGAAACGCCAGGCUCUAUAUUUGAAAUCGAAUAUAUUUUGGGGUCAUUGGACAGAUCACCAAGGCCGAUUCAUGUAGAGAAAAAUAGAUCCUUCGAUGAAAGGUCAAAUGGCGGAUAUGCAGACAGUUCCGCUCCCAUCGUAGACCAUCUUGAGUAUGGAUCUUCUCCCUGUAGAAGUUCUGGUUUUAAUACACCCAGAUCGAGUAGCCACUUUGAGUCACAUCCCAUGGUAGCUGAGGCAUGGGAAGCCUUGAGGCGUUCCUUGGUUUACUUCCGGGGGCAACCUGUUGGGACCAUUGCUGCAGUUGACCAUUCUGUUGAAGAACUUAACUAUGAUCAGGUCUUUGUUAGAGAUUUUGUACCAAGCGCCCUGGCUUUUUUGAUGAAUGGGGAGGAUGAAAUAGUAAAAAAUUUUCUGUUGAAAACUCUUCACCUUCAAUCAAGGGAGAAGAUGAUAGAUCGGUUCAAACUAGGAGAAGGAGUUAUGCCUGCAAGUUUUAAAGUGAUCCACGAUCCAGAAAGAAACUAUGAAACGUUGAUUGCAGACUUUGGUGAGAGUGCAAUAGGAAGAGUAGCACCUGUUGAUUCUGGAUUUUGGUGGAUUAUAUUACUUCGUGCAUAUACAAAACAUACAGGGGACUCUUCCUUGGCAGACAUGCCUGAAUGCCAAAAGGGUAUGCGCCUUAUUUUGAGUUUGUGUCUCUCAGAAGGCUUUGAUACUUUCCCAACUCUGCUGUGCGCUGAUGGAUGCAGCAUGAUUGACAGAAGAAUGGGAGUAUACGGAUACCCUAUUGAAAUCCAAGCACUCUUCUUUAUGGCUUUAAGAUGUGCUUUGCUUUUACUUAAGCAAGAUGAAGCAGGGAAGGAAUUUGUGGACCGAAUAGUUAAUCGUCUCCAUGCUCUUAGUUAUCACAUGAGGAGUUAUUUUUGGCUGGAUUUGAAGCAGCUCAAUGACAUUUAUCGGUAUAAAACAGAAGAGUACUCUCAUACUGCUGUUAACAAGUUUAAUGUAAUGCCUGAUUCUCUUCCGGAUUGGGUGUUUGAUUUCAUGCCAAGUCGCGGUGGCUACUUCAUUGGGAAUGUUAGUCCUGCAAAAAUGGAUUUCCGUUGGUUCUGCUUGGGUAACUGUAUGGCAAUUUUGUCAUCUUUGGCAACCCCUGAACAAUCUGUAGCUAUAAUGGAUCUCAUUGAAUCACGUUGGGAAGAGUUGGUUGGAGAAAUGCCAUUGAAAAUUGCUUACCCAGCACUUGAAAGUCAUGAAUGGCGAAUUGUAACUGGCUGUGACCCGAAAAACACUAGAUGGAGUUACCAUAAUGGAGGCUCUUGGCCAGUGCUUUUAUGGCUGCUCACAGCUGCAUGUAUCAAGACCGGACGUCCACAUAUAGCGAGACAUGCCAUUGAACUCGCCGAAAUCCGGUUGUCCAAAGACCACUGGCCAGAAUAUUAUGAUGGAAAGCUUGGCAGGUAUGUUGGAAAGCAGGCUCGAAAGUUCCAAACCUGGUCAAUUGCAGGAUACUUGGUGGCCAAGAUGAUGCUUGAAGACCCUUCUCAUUUGGGAAUGAUAUCACUCGGGGAAGACAAGCAGAUGAAACCCCUUGUAAAAAGAUCUGCCUCCUGGACUUUUUGAUACGUCCAAACUCGUAUCUCCAUUCUCAAAUAUAUCUCUUUUUCUCAUUCUUCAACGUUUGACCAAUAAUCUAGCUGGGAUAUGUUAAAUCCUACAUGAAACAAUGGAAUUCAUGCACUACACAGGUUGAAGGGUGACUAUUUUUUGUUAUCUAAAAAGUGUUAUAAACUUAUGCUGCGUGUCACCAUAUUUCCACAAUUAUUUGGCUUGGACACAUUUAUGAUUGUGAUUCAGCAGAAUAAGCUUGCAUUUGGGUCUUAAAAAUUGUAAUAAGUUUAUGCUAUCGAACAAUCCGUGGAAUCAUAUUAUAUUUUA
Molecule: messenger RNA, 2106 nt
Organism: Juglans regia (Persian walnut)
Lineage: Eukaryota; Viridiplantae; Streptophyta; Magnoliopsida; Fagales; Juglandaceae
Product: probable alkaline/neutral invertase F
Exons: 4
Coding region: 115-1791 (558 amino acids)
Biological process (GO): sucrose catabolic process
Molecular function (GO): sucrose alpha-glucosidase activity; endo-alpha-N-acetylgalactosaminidase activity
Source: RefSeq, a predicted model, not a curated record